AUGCUCUUCCACAAGGUCCUCUCUGCCCUCCUCCUAGCAGCAUCGGCCCUCUCAUCGCCAGUCCCCGCCGACGGCGUGGAACUCGAUGCUCGCGCCGACACCCCCACCCUUGCCCCACGGUACACUCCACCUCGUAUUGACGGACGGCGCUUGCGAUCAAUCCUCCGCGAUGACACUGGCGACUGGCGUUGGCUGGUUGUCGCGCGCCUCUUCGCCUAUCCGAUCGAGAACGGUAUCCCGGCAGGCUUGGACCGUACUGGCCGCAAGAUCCGAGCCUCGUGGGGCGUCCGAGAUGGGAUGAAAGGCAACAUUCAAAUCCACGACGACUACAUCAACUCGAACAACAAGACGUACUGCCUGGAUGCUGGCUCGAGGCCCCGCAACGGCGUCGAGCUCAAAAUCUGGGAGUGUCUGGAUGUUCCACAGCAAAAGUGGCACGUUCACAAUGGCCGCAUCGAGUUGAUCGGAUAUGGCCUUUGCGUCGACGUCAAGGACGGCAUCAAGAAUGGCAAGUUUGCCAGUUGGGUCACGCAGACCUGGCAAUGCUACGAGGGCAACAGGAACCAGCAAUGGGAAAUUGUCGACAUGUCUCUUCCCCCGCGCGAGGUCAAGGAGCGCGAAGUCGAGGUCGAGCAGCGCGACGUCGAGGUCGAGGCACGCGAUGUCGAGCAGCACGGGGUCGAGCAGCGCGAGGCGAGCAACGACGUGAGCGCUCGCGACGAUGCACCCGCCCUCAAAGCCCGUGCCGCCCCCGCCGCCAUCGACACCCGCGCCGACCGCAUCGUCCAGCGCAUCACGUCCGCACUGAGGGAUGCCAAUGGCGACUGGCGCUGGUUGACUGUGAUGCUCAUCUUCUACCUGCCGAUCGAAAACGGCCUCCCUGGACGAUUGGACAGGACUGGCCGAAAGAUCAGGCCGGGGUGGUACAUUCGUGACGGCCAGAAGGGUAACAUCCAAGUCGAAGACGGGUACAUGAACUCGAACAACAAGACCUACUGCCUCGAUGCCGGCUUGAACCCUCACAACGGCGUUCAGAUCAAGGUCUGGGAGUGCCUGGAUGUCCCGCAACAAAAGUGGCACGUCCACGAUGGUCGCAUCGAGCUCAUCGGCUAUGGCCUUUGCCUCGACGUUAGGGACGGCAACCUUGGCGAGGGCAGCGUUGUCCAGACGUGGCAGUGCUACCCGGGCAACAGAAACCAGCAGUGGGAGCUCGUCAACUUUGCCCCCACUCGUCGCGGCCUUGAAGAGCGCGAGGCCGAGGUGGUUGAGGGCCGUGAUGUCGACUAG
Messenger RNA from Vanrija pseudolonga, 1287 nucleotides. RefSeq lists its product as uncharacterized. NCBI's taxonomy places the organism in Eukaryota, Fungi, Basidiomycota, Tremellomycetes, Trichosporonales, Trichosporonaceae. The transcript has 7 exons. Bases 1 to 1287 code for a protein of 428 amino acids. The record is from RefSeq and is a predicted model, not a curated record.